AUGCCAAAUGCUCAACAAAUACCUGCCAGUCCCAGUGACUGUGUGCUGCCUUUGCUGCCCACUGCCACCCUUUCGACCGGCCAGACCUCCUCCUGUGGAAGGGGACGUCUGGCGCUGCCCCCACUGCUGUUUCAGGGGGACCUGCCCAGCCAAGCUGAUCCUCCCAAAAGGCAGAAGUCUCGGACCCUGGUGCGGAGAGGGGAGAAAGCUGGUCUCUCGCCUAGAAACCCAGAGUCUCUUCUCCUCAGCGUGCAGGCACCUCCAAAAGCCAUACCAAAGACUAUUGAAAAUCAGAGAGUGUACGAUGAAACAACUGUAGAUCCCAACGAUGAAGAGGUUGCUUUUGAUGAAGCAACUGAUGAAUUUGCACCGUACUUCAACAGACAGACAGUUCCCAAGAUUCUUAUUACAACAUCAGACAGACCUCGUGGGAGAACAGUGAGAUUCUGUGAACAACUGUCUACUGUCAUACCUAACUCGCAUGUCUACUAUCGAAGAGGACUGGCUUUGAAAAGAAUUAUUCCACAGUGUAUUGCAAGGGACUUCACGGAUUUAAUCGUCAUUAAUGAAGAUCGCAAAAUACCAAAUGGUCUUGUUUUAAGCCAUUUGCCUGAUGGUCCAACUGCUCAUUUUAGAAUGAGUAGUGUCCGUUUGCGUAAAGAAAUAAAGCGAAAAGGGAAAGAGCCCACAGAACAGGCAGCUGAAGUAAUCCUGAAUAAUUUUACAACACGGCUCGGCCAUUCUAUCGGUCGCAUGCUUGCUUCUCUCUUCCCACAUGAUCCUCAGUUCAUCGGAAGACAAGUAGCCACAUUUCACAACCAGCGAGACUACAUCUUUUUCAGAUUCCACAGAUAUAUCUUCAAGAGUGAAAAGAAGGUGGGAAUUCAAGAACUUGGGCCACGUUUUACAUUAAAGUUGAGGUCUCUUCAAAAAGGAACUUUCGAUUCCAAAUUUGGAGAAUAUGAAUGGAUUCACAAGCGCCGAGAAAUGGACACAAAUAGAAGAAAAUUUCACUUAUAAGGGACAGCCAUCUGCCAGUUGCUGGUGACCAGAAAUACAACAGCUGCCUUGCACUAUGGAUUGUCUCAGACUCCUAACUAACGAUAACGAUACUGAACAGUAUUUGUCUGAAGAAAGACAAACUGCAAACAUUAAAACUUUUUACAGGAACCAAUCAAGUGGGACGCAUCUUUCUUCCUAUGUUUGUGGCUAAAUCCAACAUGACAAGGACAGUGACUCUUUUUCCAGUUUAGCAGGCGAAACGAUGGCACUGUCAGCGCAGCUUGUCAUUUAGCUAUCACUGUAGAUUUGCCAUGACUGCUGCUGUGCUGUAGAGAUAAAUUACAUUUUGCAACAUCAAAGAAUAAAUAUUUUGGUUAAAGAUAUUCUCAGAAUAAAGUAUUUCUAGUUAUGCAGCUUUUUUUUCUGUUAAGCAACUAACCCCAGACAUCUUC
This is a messenger RNA of Egretta garzetta (little egret), 1454 nucleotides long. It is a transcript of the gene RPF1, whose product is annotated as ribosome production factor 1 homolog. The record is from RefSeq and is a predicted model, not a curated record. The transcript has 8 exons. Gene Ontology annotation, molecular function: rRNA primary transcript binding. Gene Ontology annotation, biological process: maturation of LSU-rRNA; maturation of 5.8S rRNA. Bases 1 to 1020 code for a protein of 339 amino acids. Lineage: Eukaryota; Metazoa; Chordata; Aves; Pelecaniformes; Ardeidae. Gene Ontology annotation, cellular component: preribosome, large subunit precursor; nucleolus.